AACUUUUCUCUCCGUCUAAGUUUGGACGCACAGGGCCGUAUACACACCCCCUACAAGUAAAGUGACAACUUGCGGAACUCGCGAAUCUUUACGAAUCAAAAUAUAACCUAUAAUAAUUAAAGACAUAGCGUCGGCUGCAGCUGCAGAGUAGGUUUCUGAUCUACAAACAAAUACCGAGUGUACAAGCUCGUAAAAUAAACAAAUACGAUAAUGUGAUCGUAUUUACAUAAUUAAUACAGUAUUAAUUUGCAUGAAGUGAAAAAGAAUAGUGAAACCAUGACGGCGUGCGAAUUAAACCAAAUAUUCGUUGGAGAAGUUGCAUCCGUACAAAAUUAUGGGGCGUUCGUCAGAAUACCGGGUUGUAAACAACAAGGUUUGGUGCAUAAGUCACAGGUAAGCUCAUCUCAUGUUGAUGAUGUUGCUGAAGUCUUGAAUAGAGGAGACAAGAUUUGGUGUAAAGUUAUAUCGAUAGCUGAUGAUGGGAAAAUAGCCUUAUCGAUGAAAUUAGUUAAUCAAGGUAAUGGCAAAGAUUUGGACCCAAACGGAGUACAAUUGCAAUUAGACGAGCAAAAAAAGAAACGAUAUGAUCCAAAAGCUGAAAGAAAAGCUAUUGAACUUGGUGCUGUUUAUAAAACUGUUUGCUCACAAUGUAAAACUCCUGGUCAUAUUGCUAAAUAUUGUUUUACCAAACCUGGUGGCAAGACGUAUGAUUUAUUGCCUUCUGAAGAGGAAGAAGAGGUAAUGCAGGUAGUACCAAAAACACAAAAAAGUUUGCCUCCAAACACAGAGUUAGAACAUGAAGUAGAACCAUUGAGAAAAGAAAAAGAAACUAAAGAAAAAAAACACAAAUCUAAAAAAUCAAAAAAGAGAAAGAAAAGCAAGAAACAUGAUGAUUCAGACAGUGAUGAAAGCGAUGAUGGUGAGAAAAGCAAAAAGAAAAAGAAAAAGUCUAAAGAACAAAAAAAAAAGAAGAGGAAACGUAAGUACAGUACAAGUGAUAGUGAUUCAUCUGACUCUAGUGUAUCUAGCCAUGAAAAUAGAAAGAGGUCUAAAAAAUGUAAGCAUUCUAAAGCAAAACACUCUGAUUAAGUUAAUUAUCUUAGUAAUAAAUUUGUGUAUAGUAUAAUUUAUGCAUUUAUAUUGUGAUCUUGAGAUUGUAUAAAGUAAUUUGAAUAAAUUUUUAACAUAGA
Trichogramma pretiosum is the source of this 1190-nucleotide messenger RNA. Its product is annotated as nucleolar protein of 40 kDa-like. Gene Ontology annotation, biological process: RNA stabilization. Lineage: Eukaryota; Metazoa; Arthropoda; Insecta; Hymenoptera; Trichogrammatidae. Bases 277 to 1089 code for a protein of 270 amino acids. Gene Ontology annotation, molecular function: RNA binding. The record is from RefSeq and is a predicted model, not a curated record. The transcript has 2 exons.